CAAUAACCCUUGCUCAAGACUGAUUAUGGGGGCGGGGGAGAGAGCGUUGAACAUAAGUAAUAAUUUACUAGUCAUCCACUCGAUUCAUCCUGUAAGGCUCGGAAAAGGAGGAUCGGCUAAGAGGUGUGGAGGAAGUCAAGCCCUUUGAGAGAGAGAGAGAAAAAAAAUAGAACAGAGAGACUUAUUGCAGUUUAUAGCUGGAGGAAUUUAAAAAGGGAGGAGUCUUCCACUUUCCUGCCUUUGGGCAGCCAGGAGAAGUGAUCGGUUGCCUGUCUCCUGGAUAAAAACUCAGAAGCAGGUCAGAUCAUGCACAGAGCAUCGUAAAUCGAUGCCACAUCGUCCCCGAGCAUCUGGAAGAGCCGGAGAGCAUGGGACCGUUUCAGAGCCUAGUCCUGCUCUCCUUCCUCAGCACUGCAGCCGCUUCAGAGGAGUGGUGCUACGCGUCGCAGCUGUGUCACAACCCAGGAUGUAGAGACCCCCGCAACUGGUUUGUGGUGAACAAAGAAUGCGGAGGGAAGACCCAGUCCCCCAUCAACAUUGUCACCAACAAAGUGGAAACGGAUUGGAACCUCACGCCCUUCAAGUUUGAAAACUAUCAAAACGUACAGGAAAAUAAAUGGAUCCUAAAGAACACUGGCCAUUCUGUCCAAGUGGACCUCGAUGAGUCAGCAAAGAUCUCAUCCGGGGGCCUCGAGACAACAUACAGAGCGGUUCAGUUUCACUUCCACUGGGGGAGCAACCACAGUCAUGAAACGGCACCCGGAUCAGAGCACACCAUCGACGGGGAGCGAUACGCCAUGGAGCUUCACAUAGUCCACAUAAAGGACCAACACAAAGAUAUAGGAGAAGCCCUUUCAAAUAACGGAGUGGCCGUAUUGGGAUUCUUUAUACAGACUGGCGAUGAGAACAAGGAUUAUAAUAAUUUAAUUUCGAAGUUCCAAGACGUUCCCUACCAUGGAAAUAAAACAGAGAUGGCUUCUUUGCCCCUGUCUUCCUUCAUCCCUAAAGAGGAGGAUCUGUCCGAAUACUAUCGGUAUAAUGGUUCUCUCACCACACCUGGCUGCAGCGAGGGUGUCAUCUGGACCUUAUUUAAGGAGCCCAUUAUACUUAGCUCAACACAGGUACAGGAGUUCUGGAUGAAGCUGUACUUCAACAAAGAUUUGCCUAUGGAGGACAACUUUCGGCCAGUUCAGUCUCUGGGUGCCCGAACAGUCUACAAGUCAGACUCGAAUGCCCUCCUGCCUCGGGCAAAGACAUUACUUCUGCUUCCAGUGGCUUCGUACCUCUUGCUUUCUUUUACGCAAUGAACCGUUUGAUUUUGCUUGUUUAAUUUGUCUCUGAAUCCCGAGGGCACCAGUCUUUAAAAUAGAUGGCAGGAGCACGGCAAACACGCAUCCACACACUUGGAAGAACCGGGGUCCCUUUUGGCCAGCCAGAGCUAUAAGCUCACAGCUAAGAUGCAGAACAAGGAAGCAUGCUCCUAAUUCCCCUAUGCAGCAAAACUACGGCCAUUUGAAGAGCCGGACAUCAGAAACGGGGCCAUAGAAAAGGAGGGGAAGGCGGCUCUAAACCAAGUCCUUGAAAUGUAAAAUUGCACAUACAUACAUUUACGCACACGUGCAAACACGAACAGAAAGAUUUAAAAAUCAACCAACCCAAGCAACUCGGGAGCGCAGGCCCUAUCCGAGAUCAGUUUGCAAAGCGCUUCUUUAUCUGGAUCGGUGUUUCCCAACCGUUUCAACGUCACGGUACCCUUGACCUCGCUCUUCCUAUUUCAGGGUACCCUUGAGGUUCGUUUUUUGCAUUUUUUGCAUUUUUUUUAGGGGGGAGCGGCAAGCAGGGGGAGGGGAGGGAAAGCAGCAUUGACAACCACGUUGUUUGUUUGCCUAAACUCAACAUGGAUUGGGCGGAUUUAAAGGGAGCAGCAGUGGCAUAGGAGGUUAAGAGCUCGUGUCUCUAAUCUGGAGGAACCGGGUUUGAUUCCCAGCUCUGCCGCCUGAGCUGUGGAGGC
Sphaerodactylus townsendi is the source of this 2011-nucleotide messenger RNA. It is a transcript of the gene CA4, whose product is annotated as carbonic anhydrase 4. Gene Ontology annotation, cellular component: plasma membrane. The transcript has 8 exons. The record is from RefSeq and is a predicted model, not a curated record. Gene Ontology annotation, molecular function: carbonate dehydratase activity; zinc ion binding. Lineage: Eukaryota; Metazoa; Chordata; Lepidosauria; Squamata; Sphaerodactylidae. The coding region runs from base 369 to 1307 and encodes 312 amino acids.